CUGGACUGAUAGAAAUGCAAAUGAGCUCGAACCAGGUCGAAAGAAUCCGAUGGCUUCGACCCGCUCAAUCUUCAGUGUGAAAAUGGAUCUAUGGAGCGGCCUUGGUGGUGCUGCCCCUGCAGCUGCCCACCGCACAACGGGGAUUCCACUGCAGCGAUACCAGUCUGAAGUAUCCCUAUCGCCAGCCCUGGCUGACGAAGGUCCACCUUACGAUCGCAGUGGUGGCCCUGCCCGCGGUGUCUGUGCUCGUGGUGGAGAUGCUCUCGGCCGCUGUGGUGCCCAGCUCCAUGGAGCUGAAGCAGCGCUUCGUCUUCGUCGGCGUCCGCAUCCCCAGAUUCAUCAGCGAGUGCUACAAGGCCAUUGGCGUUUACCUAUUCGGUCUGGGCCUUACCUUGGUGGCGGUUCGGCUGACUAAGCACUCGACGGGCCGACUGAGGCCCCACUUCUUCGAUGUCUGUCAGCCGACGUGGGGCGAGGAGGCCGGCGAAAGCUGCUCCGACCUGACCGCGGAAAACUCCACAUUCUAUCUCGAAAGCUUCAGCUGCACGGAGUUCGCCGCCCCGCUGGAUCUGCUCGCUCUGGUGCGCCACUCCUUCCCCAGCGGGUUCGUUUCCACCACUUGCUACGCCAUGGGCUUUCUAAUUUUCUAUGCACAGGCCAGACUGUUUGCUCCGUGUCUGCGAUUAGUGCGAGCCUCCCUACAACUGGCAUGUGGCUUGCUGGCCUUGAUGGUUUGUUGGGAGCGCAUCUCCACCUACCAGAACCACCUAACGGAUGUGGCAGCGGGAGCUGCUCUCGGUGGGUGGAUGGCCUUUUUUGCAACGGUCUAUGUGGCCCACCUAUUUGUGGAGGUGCGAGUAAAACGCCGUCCAAUGCCAAGAAAUGAACAGAUCUACGGCUAUGCGGGGUACUACAACAGAGCCACUUACGGCUACUGAUG
Messenger RNA from Drosophila teissieri, 940 nucleotides. Its product is annotated as putative phosphatidate phosphatase. Gene Ontology annotation, molecular function: phosphatidate phosphatase activity. The record is from RefSeq and is a predicted model, not a curated record. The transcript is spliced from 2 exons. Bases 258 to 938 code for a protein of 226 amino acids. Gene Ontology annotation, biological process: signal transduction; phospholipid metabolic process; phospholipid dephosphorylation. Lineage: Eukaryota; Metazoa; Arthropoda; Insecta; Diptera; Drosophilidae.